CUAAGAGCUGCCCCGCGGUCGGAGGGGCUUCGAAAAUGAGUCUAUUUCCCAACGUACACUUGCAUAACACAAUCUUCUGCAAUUACACUUGAGUCAAUUGACGAAAGUAAAUCAAGCAAGUGAAAAUGGCCUCCUCCAAGCAAGUUUUCAUCGCCAUCAUUGGUGCUGGCGGCGUCGGAAAGUGCUUCCUGUCCCAGCUCGAGGCCUUGGCCACCCGCAGACCCUCGCCGAAGCUCAACUUGAUCUACAUCUCGACCAGCAAGAAGGCCCUGUACGAUGCCAAAUACACCCCAACUCCCUUCGCCGGCGCCAUCGAGGAGCUGUCUCGCGCUUCGCAAGCCCCUCCCGCUCUUCCUCAGCUCGCCGAGUACCUUGCCGCCGCCCCGGCCAAGGUCGUCCUGGUCGACAACACCAGCUCCCAGGAUGUCGCCGACGCGUACCCCGUCUUCCUCGGCAAGGGAAUCAGCAUCGUGACCCCCAACAAGAAGGCCUUCUCUGGCUCCUACAAGCUGUGGCAGGAUAUCUUCAACGCGGCCUCGACCUCCGGCGCCAAGGUCUACCACGAGUCUUCCGUCGGCGCGGGCCUGCCCGUCAUCUCGACGCUCAAGGACCUCGUCGACACGGGCGACCGCGUCACCAAGAUCGAGGGUGUCUUCAGCGGCACCAUGUCCUUCCUCUUCAACUCCUUCGCUCCGACAUCGGGCGCCGGCGGCAAGUGGUCUGCCGAGGUGGCCAAGGCCAAGGAGCUGGGCUACACGGAGCCCGACCCGAGAGAUGAUCUCAAUGGCCUCGACGUCGCCCGCAAGCUCACCAUUCUCGCCAGACUGGCGGGACUCCCCGUCGAGUCGCCCACUUCGUUCCCCGUCCAGAGUUUGAUUCCCAAGGAGCUCGAGUCGUGCUCGAGCGGAGACGAGUUCCUUCAGAAGCUGCACGAGUUUGACAGCCAAAUGGAGGAGACCAAGGCUGCUGCGGAGAAGCAGGGCAAGGUCGUUCGCUUUGUUGGCAGCAUCGAUGUCGCCAGCAAGCAGGUCAAGGUUGGCCUGGAGCAGUUCGACGCAUCUCACCCCAUCGCCGCCCUCAAGGGUAGCGAUAACAUCAUCAGCUUCUACACGGAACGUUACGGCAGUAACCCGCUCAUCGUUCAGGGUGCGGGUGCUGGUGGUGAUGUCACGGCCAUGGGUGUUACGGCUGACUUGAUCAAGGUAUUGGGCCAGAUUGCUUAAAGCUCUAUGUAGCUUCAUGGAAUGGAAU
This is a messenger RNA of Colletotrichum acutatum, 1251 nucleotides long. RefSeq names its product homoserine dehydrogenase. Lineage: Eukaryota; Fungi; Ascomycota; Sordariomycetes; Glomerellales; Glomerellaceae. The transcript has 2 exons. Gene Ontology annotation, molecular function: aspartate kinase activity; NADP binding; homoserine dehydrogenase activity. The record is from RefSeq and is a predicted model, not a curated record. Gene Ontology annotation, biological process: aspartate family amino acid biosynthetic process; L-homoserine biosynthetic process. Bases 126 to 1223 code for a protein of 365 amino acids.